ACACGUGGAGGUCAGCAAGCAACAGAGAAUCCUGCCCUUGCACCCUCACUUGUAUGGCCCUCACUUGUACGGCCCUCACUUGGAUGGAUUGGCUUCACAGCCAAGAUGGAAAGGGAGCUGUUCAGAAAGCAAGAGCAGCCCUCUUGUACUUAAGGCACCACUAAAAACUACUUUCACAUACGUUGGGUCAUGCACUUGCCAUGCAUGUUAGCAAUCCUUGGCUGCCAGGUUUUCUUGCAUGAAACAAGAGCGUCCAGCUGCAAACAAUUGCUGAAGUGUCCUGAAAAUGCAUCUCAGUACAGAGAUGAGCCAGGGCUGUGCCAAAGGAUGUGAGCUGUGCUCUGAAUUCAACGGGUGCCUCAAGUGUUCGCCGAAACUCUUCAUCCUCCUGGAGAGAAAUGACAUCCGGCAGAUUGGAAUUUGCUUGCCCUCGUGUCCCCUGGGCUACUUUGAUGUGCGCAACCCAGACAUGAACAAAUGCAUCAAAUGCAAAAUUGAGAACUGUGAGGAUUGUUUCAGCAGAAACUUUUGCACAAAGUGUAAAGAAGGCUUGUUCUUGCACAAAGGGAGGUGUUACGCAGCCUGCCCCAAAGGCUCCUCUGCUGCCAAUGGCACUAUAGAAUGCAGCGGUCCUGCACAAUGUGAAAUGAGCGAGUGGGGGCCAUGGGGCCCUUGCUCUAAGAGAAGAAAACGGUGCGGCUUCAGGAGGGGCAACGAAGGGCGUUCCCGCAAGAUCCUCCAGGGCCCCGCUGGGGAUGCGUCUGUGUGUCCAGCUACAACAGAGCUCCGGAGAUGCACAGUGCAGAGGACCCAGUGCCCAGAAGGACAGAGAAAGAAAAAAGAUGACCAAGGCAGACGAGACAACACAAACGGGGACCGAAACCGAAAAGAUGCCAAAGACGGCAGGUCUGGCAACAAGAGGAGAAAAGGCCAGCCACGGGGGACAGUUGUGCCGGUGACCUCUGCUCAGUAGCUGUCCCACCACAGCGGUGCAAUGGCAAAACUUCAUUGCUGCUAUGUAUAUGGAAGCUUUAUUGAACCAGGACACUGCAACAUGACACCACAAGACACACCCGGGCUUGGCGCACAGGCAACAGCCCAUAUCUACUCAACGUGUACCUGAAACUAGCCUGUGCUUCAGGAGAGCAGUGAGGGACUCUCCCAGGUGACUCUUAAGCACCACAGACUUUCCGCUGGGGCCUUGAGGGAAAAUAACAUUUCCAGCAAGGAGGGCCUUUUGAGACUGAGCAGAAGAUAAUUUCCGAUGCAGACAAAGAGACUGGAAGCUACUUGUUCGAAGCCUGGAACUGCACAGCAACCGCCUUUGCGUCUCAAGCUCUGUUGUUGAUAAUAUAUUUUCAAUGUUUGUGAUAAACAUUCAAAACAUUUCAAAAGAAUAAAAAAACCCAAA
This is a messenger RNA of Sphaerodactylus townsendi, 1411 nucleotides long. RefSeq names its product R-spondin 1 (gene RSPO1). Bases 287 to 973 code for a protein of 228 amino acids. NCBI's taxonomy places the organism in Eukaryota, Metazoa, Chordata, Lepidosauria, Squamata, Sphaerodactylidae. The record is from RefSeq and is a predicted model, not a curated record. The transcript is spliced from 5 exons.